Messenger RNA from Geodia barretti, 1125 nucleotides. Lineage: Eukaryota; Metazoa; Porifera; Demospongiae; Tetractinellida; Geodiidae. The record is from the annotation of a GenBank genome assembly.
AUGACACAAAAACGUGAUUAUUAUGAGAUUCUGAACGUCAAUCAUGAUGCCGAUGAAGACGAAAUAAAGAAGGCUUAUCGCAAACUCGCCAUACAAUUCCAUCCGGAUAAAAACCCAGGCGAUAAAGUCGCCGAAGACAAAUUCAAGGAAGCCACAGAGGCUUAUGAAGUCCUGCAAGAUUCUGAGAAACGGAACCGUUAUGAUAGAUUCGGGCAUACAGGACUGGAUGGCAGCGGUAGCGACUUCGGAGACUUUGGUGUGAACCUUGACGACAUCUUCGGUGAUGUCUUUGGCGAUCUCUUCGGAGGAUUCAGCGGUGGUACGCAGCGUACACCUAAACGCGGACGCAGUUUACAAUAUAACCUUGACGUAACAUUGGAAGACGUUAUUCACGGCAAAGAGGUCACAAUCCAAGUGCCACGGGUUGAAUCGUGUCCCACAUGUGAAGGCAACGGUGCCAAAAAGGGAACGAGUCCUGUAAGGUGUCCUCAAUGUCACGGCAGAGGUCAAAUCAGCCAAUCACAAGGUUUUUUCACAAUGUCCCGCACCUGUCCGAGAUGUCGUGGCGAAGGCGCGAUUAUUACAGAACCCUGCCAACCCUGUGGCGGAAGAGGUGUUGUUCGAAACACGCGCGAUAUUCCGUUAAAUAUUGACAAAGGCGUUGAUACAGGUUUCAAGUACCAGCUACGAGGUGAAGGCGAAGCGGGUGUAAACGGCGCACCUCCAGGUGAUUUGUUUGUCGUUAUCAAUGUCGAACCGCACGAACGCUUCCAACGUGAUCGAAACGACCUUAUUACAUCCGCCAAAAUUCCGUUCGUCCAAGCCACCCUCGGUGGGAACAUUGAAGUUGAUAGUAUUGAUGGAAAGGAAGAAUUGCAUAUCCCACCGGGUACACAGUACGGUGCACAACUGCGUAUCCCUAACAAAGGGGUUCCACAUUACAGACGUUCCUAUUCAGGAGAUCUGGUCGUGAGGUUGGAGAUUGAAACACCAGUGCAUCUCAACGCGGAACAGCGAAGAACGUUAGAAGAAUUUGCGAAACUGAGAGGAGAAUCGCAUCAGAACGAACACGGCGGAUUCUGGGAUAAACUGCUGGGUAGACACGAAGACGAGGAACCCGAAUAG